Messenger RNA from Cydia fagiglandana, 5217 nucleotides. Its product is annotated as activating signal cointegrator 1 complex subunit 2. Bases 132 to 2345 code for a protein of 737 amino acids. Gene Ontology annotation, biological process: regulation of DNA-templated transcription. Lineage: Eukaryota; Metazoa; Arthropoda; Insecta; Lepidoptera; Tortricidae. The transcript is spliced from 15 exons. The record is from RefSeq and is a predicted model, not a curated record. Gene Ontology annotation, molecular function: ubiquitin binding.
CAAUCGUGGUUUUGUACGUGAAGAACGAAGUCUGCUAAAUAAUUUAUUUAAGUCCAUUAAGUGUAUUGAAAAUAAAAUUUCAUAUCGUAAUUUUGUAACUAGUACCUUCAAUUAUCUAAAUACGUAUACGUAUGAUGAGUAACAAAAAUGUUGAAUUUUCGAACCCGCAGAACUUGCCAGCCGAGAGGCUAUUGCUGUCGGUGUCGGAUUCGGGCGUUAUGCGACAAAUCAAAGCGUUGGACCCAUAUUGGGUGGAAUCAAGAGAGAUGAUAGUGUAUGAGAGCCCUCCGUCGGGCAGUGGGCUGGUUCUCGGUGCUGUAGAUGCAUGGAAGACUCGGAUGGAGGGAUACUUGGAAGAUCUGAAGUGGCUUCUUAGUUUAGAACAUCACAUAUUUUGGAGCACAGUGCUAUACCACCCGCAGUGCAUGGACUCGCUGGUGUCCUUCCUGCAGGAAGCGAGCCCGCCGUACAUGCCGCCACACGAGAGUAGAGACGUGCAGAAACUGUACGGGGAAAUUAGGAGGCUGAUCCUGGUUGUGUUUAGCAGGCUUAUUACUAAUAAGGAGAGUAAGUCCCAGUGGAUAAGUAAAGAAUACAUGGCCGAUCUCAUAUACGACAAUUUCGUGUUUACGAUACCUAUACUAUGGGACACGUGUCUGGUGUAUGGCGUGGACAACACUAGGCACGUGUCCCGAGUGCUGGAGAGCGUGUUCACGCUGCAGCCGCGGUACGAGGGCGACGCGGCGGCCGCCGUGGCCUUUGUCAAUGAGGCCUUCAAAUACAUAAUCCUGCAAGUAAACAAAGACUACGACGCCGUAGACCCCCCGAACCUGCCCAAGACCUUCGAGGGUUUCAGCGAGAUCAAGAGACCUCCCAACAGCAAGGAACAGGGACCCCUCACGUUUAGUAUUUUAAAGGAUUUGGUCAUACACUUGUUGGAUAUGGCGAUGACACUGAGGAUAUUUCUGGAAGCGUACCCUAAGGGGGUUAAGAUAUUUAGGAAGACUAAUUUUGUAAAUAGUAUAGUGCAACUCUACGAAUACGGCAUACCGAAUUUGUACGAUAAGCUCAAAGAGGUGGGGGAUGAAACCAGCGUCGCGUGCACAGAAGUGGAGGGGCACAUAGACACGGCGCGCGCAGAGCUCAUCGACAUAUUCAGAGAAAUGCUGGCGGUGUAUAAGAACGCCAUAUUGAAUGGAGAAGGCAGCGUGAGCGCGCACGUGGAAGACUACCUGGCUGUGAUGAUGGAUGGUCUUUCGGAGCGGCUCCUCAUCAGCGACUACCAUGCUUGCUACCCCGUUCAUGAGGAUCUGGAGAUGCUUAGGGUGGCAUACCCUGAUAUCGACCCAGUGAAAACGGACUUCAUCCUCCAAGCAAUAUACUCCAACCUCGACGAGCCAAUCCCCGCACCCCUCACCAACGGCCACUCGGACCCCUCGCCCGACCCCCCUAACCCCCCACCGGCUACAGACAAUGAAAUACCCGUAGACAUCAGACAGGAGUCUCUGAUCAGUGAAGUGAGAGAUAUUCUACCGCAUUUGGGCGAUGGAUUUAUUUUGAAAUGUUUGGAGCAUUAUGGUUUCAAUUCGGAGAGGGUUAUUAAUAGUAUAUUGGAGGAUACUUUGGAUGCUUCGUUAAGAGGUCUAGACCAGUCCCUUCCAAUCAUACCAAAAGACCUGCUCGACGAGAAAUUCCUAGAGACCGGCGUGCAAAGACUGAACGUGUUCGACGGAGAUCAAUUCGACAUCAUGACUCGAGACGACGUGGACUUAACUAAAAUACAUGUGGGGAAGAGGAAGGAUAAGCAUAAGAAUAUUAAGGAGUUGCUGGACGAUAAGAGCGAUGUUAGGCAGCGGGUGGAUAUCUAUAGCAAGUAUAAUUUGGUAUGCGACGAGCAAGCGAUGUACAGCGAUGAAUACGACGACACAUACGAUUCUGACGGCGUAACGCCCGCCCCAGCAGACCCCACCGACGAACGGAGACCAUUUGUCACGCCAAGAGCGUUGCAGACACGACAGGAGCUAGAGAGUUCAUCCGAAGACGAACCAGAACCGACGCCAGCGCCAUCUAGCUACAACGCGCGGAACCGAAUGGACUUCUGCCAAAACCCUGAAGAAAUCCGAGCGAGGCGAGAGGCCAACUACCAGGCCAGGCGAGGCCGCGGCGGCCAUCGGCCUCCACCGCCGUCUAACAAGGACGUGGUGGGCAAGCCCCGCGGGCAGGGGCAAGACAAGGAGGUGUUGGCGAACCGCGAACGCAAGGAGAAGCAUAAAGGCGCCCGCGGCAACCACUCCAGGAGGCAGGGCGCACAGUGGAAACGGAGCCAGGGGAUGAUGCCUUCAUAACAGACGUUAAGGUUUUCCCUUCUGACACAGGGUACUCGACGGGUAAUGGCACUUUCGAAAAAUACCGCAUUCAGUCAUUGUUGGUUGAACGUUUCUUUUAUUUUUUUGCCAUUUUUAUUAUUGUGACCUUUGUGACCUUUUUGGCCAGUUUUGUGUUAUUUCUAGUCAGGAUCGCGAGCCCUUUUCAUCCUUAUAGGAGAAAAAAGUGCCCUGAAAUUUCCAUACAUUUUUCAAACUUUCCUAUUUGUUAUCGCCAUACAAAGCAUAUGGGGAAACGGUAACACAAUAGGAAAAAACUCUGGGGCAUUUUUUUAUCCCAUUAGGAUCGAAAGAGCUCGUAAUUCUGAGUAGAAAUAACACAAAAGUGGCAAAAGAGGUCAGAAUGUAUAAAAAUGGCAAAAAAUAAAAGAAACGCUCGGUUAGGAGUAAAUUUUUGAUCCAAAACUGCUAUAAAAUGUAUUAAAUAAAAUGCUAUAUGCGUCGUCCAUAUUGUCCUAGCGGUACACCCCGAAAUUCAGUAAAAUAAUGCUGGUGGUAAUAAUCGCAACAAAUGGUGUUAACUUAAAAGUAUGAAAAUCGGUACGAUUGAUCUUUAAUCCACUUCACUCGUGGUUCACUUCAACUUCACCCGAAGCGGCAAAAAAAAACAACGAGUUGCACUCCGGGAGUGCCGGCAGAAGUGAAAACUCAAUGACAUUGUAACAGUUUUUCGAUCAGGUCACGUGUCCGUCUUACGAAUCUUACGGUCACGACAUGACAUGACCUGUCGCGAGUUUAACAUGUUUUCCCCAUCACAAAAAGUGCACAGCGCCGCUAAAGAAGUUUUCACUUCAAAAAUAAAAAAAAACACCACGUAUAAACCACACAGCUUCAACAUGUCAUAAAAGUAGAGGUGUACUUUGUAAAGUAGAUGGCGAUCGUGAUGAAAAUAGUGCUAUCAAAAAGCUUUAUCAACCGUCUCUUAGAUCCUAAAGGCUGUAAAAAUAAAGUAAAAGCAUGUACCGGGGCAGAAGUGAUGACGCAGUCUCGAAGUUAUGGAGGACGCCAACAAAGAGCAGGAAGAGAAAUAUUUUGUAUAAAUAGAGGCACAACCGGAGCCCUUAACUUUAGACAUCCAAAUGUAGAAAGGGAAGUAUAUGAGGAAGUUAUUGAAGACUUACCUACCUGUUUAGAAAUUAAACCCGACACUAAUAAAGCAUUCUGCCCUCCUAAGCUAAAAAGCGGUAUUUGCAUAAAAUUUUCAUUGAGAAUACGUCCUUCCCUCCUAAGCUAAAAGGACGUAUUUUCAAAUACCGCUUUUUAGCUUAGAAGGGCAGCAUUGGGCAUUGGACAAGUGCGAGUCGGGCUCGCCCAUCGUUCCGUACUUUUUGUUAAGCUUAAUUUUGUUAAUGUUUAAGGUCACCACCAACAUUACAAAUAGCUAAUUUAGACAAAAACGAUGAAGAUUCUAACAAGCCGAUACCCAAUAAAGCUAUACUUAAUUACAAACUUCCCUUGUCCUGCAGUCUUUAUCAUCAAGGCAAAUUGGAUAUAGUACUAAAGUAAGAUUAUAUACUAAAUUCCGGCUCAAUAGAAUAUCAGGAACUGGACUUAACCAAUUAAAAAAAAAACAUUGUUGUACAUAUUUUAGUUAUUUACAAUUACAAGUGCGAAAAAUAGGAAAUUCGCAACGAGUGGCGAAUUUCACAACACGAAUGGAUAUGGCCCUUUAAAUUUUCGACGUAGUUACGUAAUGUGCUUAUUAUAGCACCUGGUAUCGUAAUGCGCCAGAUAACAGAUAAAAAAAAGAUAAUCGUAAUAUACUGUAAAAUAAAUAAGAACAUACGUACAUAAGUGAUGAUCGUGAUAUUUAGCGAAAGUGUCAUGCCAUGUGACUUUUUAUUGAUUGUAAAGUAGCAAAUCGUACUUAGUUUACUAAUGCAAAAAAAUGUACAGUGUUACUAAAAGAUCAUGUAUCUUGCGUUCACAUACUGACAUUUCCAUUUGCCGCGGCGAGCGGAGUGACCGAGUUAAUAAAUGUACAGUCGCCAUCAGAUAUAUCGGAGCGGCCAAAGUGUGCACAAUAUCUAAACACGCACUGUAACGCCCUGACAAUAGAGACGUGUUCAGAUAUCUGUGAGCACCUCGGCCGCUCCGAUAUGUCUGAUGGCGACUGUAUACUUAACUGCAAAAUUGCGUAUCCACUUAAUAAAUGAAUUCCAAUCAUAAAACGGGUAUGCACUUUUGCAGCUCGCAAAUUGCAACAAAAGUUGCUAGAGUCAGACCAAGAAUAGUCUGCAGCGGAUUUGAUAGCACGCAGUGUUAUAUUAUUAUUAAACGUCAAACUUCUAUGAAAUUAUGACGUAUAAAUGACACUUGCGCUGCGUGGACUAUCAAAUCCGCUGCAGUCUUUCUUUGGUCCGACUCUAAGCGGUUAUAGUGUUCAAAAUGUCCUGUGAACAACUUUGUUCCUAAGAGACCACGAGGUGUGCAGAUCAUUUUGGAUACCUGGCCCGCUUCAUAAAUAACUAAGUGUUGCUUUGCUCGCCGUGGCAUAAAUGUCAAACUAAAAUAACCAAUAACAAUAUAUACUUUACAUAUUUUACUGUAUUAUUGUCAAUAUUGUCAAUAAGGGUGGUAUUCCACCUUACCAAUUUCUUUGUUCAAUGUGCAUUGUUUCUCACUCUCUCAUUAAGCAAAAUGUGCGACGCAAAUACACAUUGGACCAAGAUAUUGGACAGGUGGAAUACCAAUCUAAGAUACUGUUAGGUAUUACUAAAGGGGCCCACUGAUUAACAGUCCGCCGGAAGGAAUCGGCCUGUCAGAACAAAAAGUUGACAGUUCCGGACAACUGACAGGCAGAUACCAUCCGGUGGACUGUUAAUCAGUGGGC